AUGGCCACAAACAGAGGCGAGAGAAAGAAGAAAAAGAACUAUGAGUUCAAAAUGCCUGUCCAUAAUGGUAUUCCAAAUAGUGGUAAAGGACCCAAUACAAUCAAUGUCCUCAAUAUUGAUUAUAUCCAGGACUUAAAACUCAGAGAAAGAGUUAUAGAAAAAUGGGUUACUGAGAUUUCACUAAUCUUACAAACAAACCCAGAUGAAUUUGGAAAUGCAAAAAAUGUUUUCCUACUUUUAGAACACAAGACUGAUGGAAUUGUGCAAAAAUUCCUUAGAAAUAAUAAUUGGAAUGAAGAAUUACAUGGAUUAGACCUUUUUGAUAAUCUUAUAAAUGUCAUUUACACUACCUUCUUAGGACUAGAUUAUGUCUCCAAUAAAGACUUCACUAUAAAUAAGAAAGUCGACAUAGCAAGAGUCUCAAUGACAAAACUCCAGUUACAUGAUAUUUGCCUCCUUGACAAAUACACAUGUAGAUAUGAAUCAUAUCUUUAUGAUAUUCCACAGAGAUGUGAAUAUUCACAAUGGAUAUGUGCUUAUCUUAUGAAAAUACCAAUCAUUGGAGAAAUCUGUACUGAAAGAUGGAAAAAAGAAGCCAUUGGAGAAAUUCAGCAAACCAGUCUUUCUUAUGCAACAAAAAUUGCAAAAGAAGAAAUUGACAGAAUAUGUCAAGACAUGUAUAAACAACAAAAGCUUAAAACUAUAAGCAAGGAUUGUUGUAACAUUCUGUCUGAUUUCAAAGAUUUUGAUAUCGGAAGAAAAACUUAUACUAAGAAUAAGUAUAAAGAUAAAAACAAAAAGAAAUACAAAUCUUUUUGGAAGAAGAAAAAGAGAAGAUUUUCUCCAGGAAAAUACUUCAAAAAAUCUUCGAAAGAAACACCUAAAAAGAAUACUUCCUGCCCACAAGGAAAGAAAAAAUGCAGGUGUUGGAUUUGCAACGAAGAAGGACACUACGCUAAUGAAUGUCCAAAUAGGAAAAAGUACCCUGACAAGGUCAAAGUAUUACAAGCCGCUAAUAACGGAGGCUAUGAAGCUCUUGAAGAAGAAUACAACGGUAUACAAUGUGUUUUCAUUCUACAUGUUGAUACUAAUUCCUCGUCAUCCUCAGAAGAAGAUGAAGCAACUACUGAUGACUCAGAAUAG
Lactuca virosa is the source of this 1143-nucleotide messenger RNA. NCBI's taxonomy places the organism in Eukaryota, Viridiplantae, Streptophyta, Magnoliopsida, Asterales, Asteraceae. The record is from the annotation of a GenBank genome assembly.